Molecule: messenger RNA, 2706 nt
Organism: Uranotaenia lowii
Lineage: Eukaryota; Metazoa; Arthropoda; Insecta; Diptera; Culicidae
Gene: Esp
Product: sodium-independent sulfate anion transporter
Exons: 9
Coding region: 280-2220 (646 amino acids)
Biological process (GO): transmembrane transport
Cellular component (GO): membrane
Molecular function (GO): sulfate transmembrane transporter activity
Source: RefSeq, a predicted model, not a curated record
CCGGCAUCGAGUCAAGUACACUAUUAGUGCGCGCAAAUCGUUUGAAAGUCGGUGUCUUUUAUUCGUCGGGGAAUAUUUGAUAAUUUCUGAGACUGAAAUUAACAAGUAUUGUUUGUGUUGUUAACGCGUGAUCGUGAUUAAAAUUGAUUGAAAAAACUGUCAGUGAAAACUGAAAGCAAGUUGUCAAAAGCUGAAAGUGUUUUGUGGAAGAUCCGCCCAUCGUAAACGAGCGCUGAUCCCGCCCAGUCUAGUCAUCGAGAUCGUGAUCAGCCAAGCAAAAUGCGAACCCAGCUCAGUCCGGACGGUUCCUACGCCAACGAGGCCAUGACGUGUUCGACGCUGGACAUCACCAUGCCCCCGGAACCACAUGGCGGCCUCACGGGAUCGAAUGAGUUUAUAUUAUCGGCUAGUGGUAAAAAAAUCCCCGCCGAAAGUCGGCUGGACGAGGUCAACCAGUGGUGCCAACGGAAAGCCAAAAGUGCCUUUUCCCGGAAAAUGCUGUACAAACGAAUCCCGAUUCUGCGAUGGCUUCCAAACUACAACUCAACCGAUGCCGUUGGGGAUUUAGUGGCGGGAAUAACCGUUGGCCUCACAGUGAUUCCUCAAGCCCUAGCCUAUUCGGGCAUUGCUGGGCUUCCCGCAGCGUACGGUCUGUAUGGUUCCUUCCUCGGUUGCAUCGUGUAUAUUUUCCUCGGUAGCUGCAAAGAUGUCCCGAUGGGUCCGACGGCCAUUGCUGCCUUGCUCACCGGCCAGACGGCGAAGGGCAGCGUCGGAAAAUCGAUCCUGCUCUGUCUGCUGACUGGGAUCAUCGAGCUGCUGAUGGGACUGUUUGGGCUGGGCUUCCUGGUCGAUUUCGUGUCCGGACCGGUUUCGUCCGGUUUUACCUCGGCCGUGGCCCUCAUCAUCGUCACGUCUCAGAUUAAGGAUGUGCUGGGAAUUUCGGCCAAGGGCGCCACCUUUGUGGACAUGUGGAGCUCGAUCUUCCAAGACAUUCACAACAUCCGCGCCUGGGACACGGUGCUGGGAAUCACGUGCAUCGCGGUGCUUCUCAUCAUGAGAAUCGUAGCCGGUCUGAAGGUCGGCCCGGAGGACGAUGACUACAAAUCAAAGAAGCAUCGAAUCAUAAACAAGUUCAUGUGGCUGGUGGGAACCUCCCGGAACGCCAUCCUGGUGGUCGUUUGUGGUGCCAUCGGGUACGUGUUCCAGUCGUCCGUUUCGGCUCCAUUCAAGCUGAUCGGGGACAUCCCCCCGGGCAUGCCGGCCUUCCAGGCGCCUCCCUUUUCGCUGGACGCCAACGAAACGGGUCACGGACGGGGUGAAGAUUUCGCCGAGAUGGUUUCCAGUAUGGGUUCUGGGUUGAUUGUGGUCCCUCUGAUCGCCCUGAUGGAGAACAUUGCCAUUUGCAAAGCUUUCUCUAAUGGCAAACCGGUGGACGCCACGCAGGAGUUGAUCGCCAUCGGAAUGGCCAACAUUGCCAACUCGUUCGUACAGGGUUUCCCCGGAACCGGAUCUCUGAGUCGAAGUGCCGUCAACAACGCGUCCGGAGUUCGUACCCCGAUGGGCAAUAUCUACACUGGCGCUCUGGUUAUCCUUUCGUUGCUCUUCUUCACGCCCUACUUCUCGUACAUUCCGAAGGCCACCCUGGCUGCCAUCAUUAUUGCUGCCGUCGUUUUCAUGGUGGAAGUGAAGGUCGUGAAGCCUAUGUGGCGUACGAAGAAAAGUGACCUGGUUCCUGGAUUGGGUACCUUCAUCGCCUGCCUGGCGCUACCCCUGGAGAUGGGAAUCCUUCUGGGAGUUGGACUGAACGUUGUCUUCAUUCUAUACCACGCAGCUCGUCCCAAAAUUUCAGUCGAAAGAUUAACGAGCCCUGGGGGUACCGAGUAUCUGAUCAUAACGCCGGAUCGCUGCCUGAUCUUCCCAUCGGUCGAUUACGUGCGGAACCUGGUCACCAAACAAUCGAUCCGGCAAUCGCUUCCGGUGGUGAUCGAUUGUUCCCACGUGUACGGAGCAGAUUUCACGGCAGCCACCGUCAUCGACAGCCUGACCCAGGACUUUGCCAAACGCAAUCAGCCUCUGUUCUUCUACAAUCUGAAACCGAGCGUCUGUGCCGUAUUCGAAGGCCUUUCGCCGGUCGACUUUGUUGUGUACUACCGCGAGGAGGAUCUGGAUGAGCUAAUGCGGGAGCGUGCCUACAAACCGAAGGAAGUGCUCAGCGCUUAGCUAGUAGGAUUCGGAAAUGAUAUUCGCAAACAGUAUUAAGUGAGAUGCACCGUUAAUGAAACUGGUUCGGAAAUCUACGGGAAAACUGAGUUCACAGUAGCAACGAUAUUCCAAGAAUUGAUGCACCCAGACAGAAUACGUUAAGAAAUGAUGCCAUUCCAAUGAAAUACAAAAAAAAAACGGAGCCAGCAGCCAGCCGGACGAAGAGAGUCCAAAGCAGCGAUGGGGGCCGGCAUUACCCUGUUACCUAAUAAUCGCAAGAUAAUAAGUUCAUCCCAACGAUCACUAUCCGGUCGUUGAGCAUCCUCAACAUGGAACAUUGUGCCGGCAAGAUGAAAAUGCGCACAAUCAAUAAUAUCGAUAAAGUUGUUUUAUUUAAUUCAGUAUAGCGUCGAACGACGAACUAAGCUAGGAUCGAGUCAAAAUGUAACUGUUUUUUUUAAACGAGUACUUAGAUUAUUCUGUGAUAAGGUUGUAAUUUAUCAA